AUGUCAGGAGCUGCCGCAGCGUUCGCCCCCGGUUCCACAGCCCUUAUUACCGGCGGGGCUUCCGGAGUUGGCCUCGCGGUCGCAAAGCUGUGCCACGCCAAGGGAAUGAAUGUGCUCCUGGCCGACCGCAACGCCGCGGGUCUGGAAACAGCGAGACGCGAGAUUGCAGGCGAGGCUGCGGACGCGUCCGGGCCGCGCGUGGCGACCUCGGUCGCUGACGUGAGCCGGGCCGAGGACUGGGCCGCGCUCAAGGACUCUGCGCUGGCCACGUUCGGGUCUGUCGAGUUCCUCGCGCUCAACGCCGGCGUGGGCGGCCAGGGGACAUGGGGCGACGGGGACUACUUCCGCCGGAUUCUGGAGACGAAUCUCUUUGGCGUCAUUCACGGAGUCAAUACCUUCUUACCCGUGGUACAAGACGCUGCAAAGACGAAGCGAACCGCCAUUGUCAUCACCGGCAGCAAGCAGGGUAUCACGAACCCCCCCGGAAACGCCGCGUACAAUGCCUCCAAGUCGGCGGUAAAGACGCUGGCCGAGCAUCUGAGCUGGGAUCUCCGCGCAACGACCACGAGCGUCCAUCUCUUGGUCCCGGGCUGGACCUUUACAGGAAUGACACUUACCAUUUCCCAGACUGGAGGCGGGCAGACAAAGGAGAAGCCGGCCGGCGCAUGGGCCCCCGAACAGGUGGCUGAUUUCUUGUACAAGAAGCUGGAAAAGAACGAGUUUUACGUCAUAUGCCCCGACAAUGAUGUCUCGGAGGAAACGGACAAGAAGCGAAUGCUCUGGACCGUCGGUGAUGUUGUCCACGGGCGUCCGCCUCUGACCAGAUGGCGCGACGAGUGGAAGCAAGAGGCAGAGAAGACCAUGUCUGAGACCAAGAUAUAG
Cordyceps militaris CM01 is the source of this 882-nucleotide messenger RNA. Its product is annotated as short chain dehydrogenase/reductase. Gene Ontology annotation, cellular component: intracellular anatomical structure. NCBI's taxonomy places the organism in Eukaryota, Fungi, Ascomycota, Sordariomycetes, Hypocreales, Cordycipitaceae. The record is from RefSeq and is a predicted model, not a curated record. Gene Ontology annotation, molecular function: oxidoreductase activity, acting on NAD(P)H, oxygen as acceptor. The transcript has 3 exons. The coding region runs from base 1 to 882 and encodes 293 amino acids.